This is a messenger RNA of Ruditapes philippinarum (Manila clam), 554 nucleotides long. RefSeq lists its product as uncharacterized. The transcript has 3 exons. The record is from RefSeq and is a predicted model, not a curated record. Lineage: Eukaryota; Metazoa; Mollusca; Bivalvia; Venerida; Veneridae. The annotation marks the transcript as partial.
AAAGACAGGAAAAGCAGAGCAUGUGGCCACCAGGGCCAUACGCAAUACCAAUGUCCAUAUAUGGCUGCCCAGAGUCACAAUCGCGAGGAUGGUUGAAAAGCUAUUUGAUUGCCAAUAUGACAAACUAUAAUUUUGAUAAUGCGGUUCUUGACAAAUUCUUUGGUGAAUACCGUAUCUCGCAAAUCAAUUCGGGAGAAGCAAUUAUGAUACUUCGUUUUUGUGUAAAGUUCCGAAAUGAGGCCAUGCUUGAUAAAGGACAAUGGAUUCCAGGAAAUUACAGCAUUUAUAAAAUCGGCGUAUCAUGUCCCUCAGACUUUCAAGAAUCUAGUAUACAACUGCCUACAUUUGAAUUUAUACCAGAUGGUGUUGUUCCAAAUAUAACAGUAUCUGAAGAAGGCCAUUCAGAAGAGUUUUUGACAUUAUCGUUGUGUAAAAGAACGACUUAUACGGAAACAGGAGAUUAUUAUGCAAACGUGUCAUUCAAAAUGUUGGAAACUGACUUCAUGCUUGAAAAGGCAAGAGCUUUCUCAUUUUAUUGUAUCCGAAAUAUUUAA